AUGUUCAAACUUUUUGUAUUCGUUGCUUUGGUGGCCUGCGUAGUAGCUGAGCAUCAUGCUUCUUCUUACGCAUCGUUCAAUAAUCAUGUUGAACAUUCAUAUCACCACGACGAUCAUCAUGAUCAUCACGAACCACAUCAGCAUCCAAAAUACGUAUACAAAUAUGGUGUUGAGGAUCACCACACUCAUGACAUGAAAUCAGCCGAAGAGGAACGCGACGGAGAUGUUGUCAAGGGAUGGUACAAAUUGGAACAACCCGAUGGCAGGACCCGUAUUGUUCAUUACACCGCUGACAAACACAAUGGCUUCAAUGCUGAUCAUCACCCAAAAUAUGAAUACAAAUAUGGCGUUGAGGACCACCACACCCAUGAUAUGAAAUCUGUCGAAGAGGAACGCGAUGGGGAUGUCGUCAGGGAUGGUACAAAUUGGAGCAACCCGAUGGCAGGACCAGGAUUGUUCAUUACACCGCUGAUAAACACAACGGCUUCAAUGCUGAUGUUAAGUAUUCCGGACAUGCUGACCAUCCGCAUCAUUAUUAACUGA
Molecule: messenger RNA, 543 nt
Organism: Dalotia coriaria
Lineage: Eukaryota; Metazoa; Arthropoda; Insecta; Coleoptera; Staphylinidae
Product: histidine-rich glycoprotein-like
Exons: 3
Coding region: 1-543 (180 amino acids)
Cellular component (GO): extracellular matrix
Source: RefSeq, a predicted model, not a curated record